CGUCACUGACAAUCUUAUAAGGCGCACAGGUGCUCGCUGAUUGUGCACACGGCUGAGCUGAUUAAUUCGCGUCUGAUGUGUGCCGUGGUUCUGGGUAUGCUCUGUGAUUUAGUCGCUGAUUUUGAAUUUUGAAAACCCAUUUUCGUUGCAAACAUGAGUGCUGGAGGAGGCACCCCUUACAUUGGCAGUAAAAUUAGUUUGAUAUCCAAGGCGCAGAUGCGGUACGAGGGGAUACUGUCGUCCGUCGACACAGAUAGAUCCACCGUUGCGUUAGCCAAAGUUAAAUCCUAUGGGACAGAGGACCGGCACGCAGAUAGACCGGCGCCACCCAAAGAUGAAAUUUAUGAAUAUAUAAUUUUCAGAGGAAGUGACAUUAAAGAUAUCACGGUGUCUGAGCCACCAAAACUACACCAUGGACUGCUUCGUGACCCUGCUAUUGUACAGUCAUCCAUUGGCAACUCCUCUGCUGCGUAUCACCCACGCUGGAGCUCAUACAGAGACAUGAUGCCCACCUACAACCAGCUGGCUGCUACUUCUCUACUCAACCAGCAGUACAAUGCAGCACUGGGCCUAGUACCAGGACUUCAUGGCAUCCCAGCCAGAAGGGCUCCCAUGGUCGAGCAGGCUGUCCAGACUGUGCCCUUGGCCGCUGCCGUCCAGAAAAAGGGAAAGAUUUCAGCCCAGCCACAGGAAAAACAGCCUGUUCGUUCAAACCAGCGCUCUGGCCAGGUUCAGAAGGAGAAUGUACCCAGCAGUCGGGCACAAUCUCAGCCAAGUACAGCCAAGGGCCAAGGCACUGAGAACCAGAAACCAAGGCAAAAACAAGGCGGUCGCAGAUCCAGGAAUCGAAGCAGAGGCCAACUUCUCGUGAAAAACUCGAAGGCCACAACCUUGCAGUUUGAGUCAGACUUUGAUUUUGAAACUGCAAAUGCUCAGUUUAAAGAUGAUCUUACAAAGGAGGUUGUGGUGGAAAAGGUGGAUUCUGGGGAGGCCCAGGGUAUGCAGGAGGACAGUCUUGGAGAGAAGUAUUACGACAAAGCCAAAUGCUUCUUUGACAACAUCUCAUCAGACCUUAAGCCCAGGAGAACCACCUGGGCUGAGGAGAAAAAAAUGAACAUGGAAACAUUUGGAGUGCCCGGCCGCUUCCUGCGAGGCAGAGGAUUCAGGGGCCGAGGACGCAGAGGGCAGAGCACCACUGAGCAGCGACCCCUCCCAAAAAUUGGUAGUGGGAGGGUGUGAAGGCGCUUUUUGUUUACCUUUUCUGUAAAUAUUGUAGUUUUCUACUUAUUUAAAAAAGUACCUCCCUUUCCCCCCAAUUUGAAGUGAAGACUUUUUU
This is a messenger RNA of Anoplopoma fimbria (sablefish), 1336 nucleotides long. Its product is annotated as protein LSM14 homolog B-B-like. NCBI's taxonomy places the organism in Eukaryota, Metazoa, Chordata, Actinopteri, Perciformes, Anoplopomatidae. The record is from RefSeq and is a predicted model, not a curated record. The coding region runs from base 154 to 1239 and encodes 361 amino acids. Gene Ontology annotation, molecular function: mRNA binding. The transcript is spliced from 8 exons.